CGGCGCAAGCAGGAGCGCGCGGGCCGCCGGGAAUCCCUUCUGCGGCCCGCGCCCCCGACCCACCGACCCCGCCCGGGAGCCAUGGAGGGAGUGAGCGCGCUGCUGGCCAGCUACCCCACCGCCGGCCUGGCGGGGGGCCUGGGGAUCACGGCGUGCGCCGCCGCCGGCGUGCUGCUCUACCGGAUCGCGCGGAGGGUGAAGCCAACGCAUAUGGUGGUCAACUGCUGGUUCUGCAACCAGGACACACUGGUGCCCUAUGGGAAUCGCAACUGCUGGGACUGUCCCCACUGCGAGCAGUACAACGGCUUCCAAGAGAACGGAGACUACAACAAGCCGAUCCCAGCACAGUACAUGGAGCACCUGAACCACGUGGUGAGCAGUGUGCCCAGUCCCCGCGACCCUGCCCAGCCGCAGCAGUGGGUGAGCAGCCAGGUCCUGCUGUGCCGGAGAUGCAGCCACCACCAGACCACCAAGAUCAAGCAGCUGGCGGCCUUCACUCCCCGUGAGGAGGGCCGGUAUGAUGAGGAGAUUGAGGUGUACCGCCACCACCUGGAGCAGAUGUACAAGCUGUGCCGCCCCUGCCAGGCAGCUGUGGAGUACUACAUCAAACACCAGAACCGCCAGCUGCGCGCCCUGCUGCUCAGCCACCAGUUCCGGCGUCGGGAGGUUGACCAGGCCCAUGGACAGAGCUUCAGUUCGUCGGCAAUGAAGGCCCCCUUCCAGGUCAUCCUGCUCCGUGCCCUGGCCUUCCUGGCCUGUGCCUUCUUACUGUCCACUACACUGUAUGGCCCCAGCGAACCCUUCACCCCAGGGGCUGCCCUGCCCCCGGCCCUACCUCCUGGGGGCAACAGCUCUGCUGCCUCGGACAACACCACUACUCAGGCCGAGGGCUGGCAGCAGCUGCUGGGCCUGUUGCCGGAGCACACCACAGAGAAGCUACACGAGGCCUGGGCCUUUGGACAGAGCCACCAGACCAGUAUCGUGGCAGUGGGCCUGCUCACCUGCCUGCUGGCCAUGCUGCUGGCUGGCCGUGUCAGGCUCCGACGGAUCGAUGCCUUCUCCACCUGUCUCUGGGCCCUGCUGCUGGGGCUGCACCUGGCGGAGCAGUAUCUGCAGGCUGCUUCGCCCAGCUGGCUAGACACGCUCAAGCUCAGCACCACAUCCCUGUGCUGCCUGGUGGGCUUCACUGCAGCCGUGGCUACAAGGAAAGCGACGGGCCCACGGAGGUUCCGGCCCCGAAGGUACUUCUCAGGAGACUCUGCCAGCCUUUUCCCCUCCAGCCCCAGCCUGGCCAUGCCUUGUCCAAGCAUCACAGCCUCGCCAGCAUCCCUGUUCAUCCCCACCCCACCCGGCUUCCUACCUCUCACCAAGCAACAGCUGUUCCGAUCUCCUCGUCGGGUCUCGCCCUCCUCACUGCCAGGCCGCCUCAGCCGGGCCCUCUCACUGGGAACCAUGCCUUCUCUGACCAGGACAGACUCAGGAUACCUGUUCAGCGGGAGCCGCCCACCGUCUCGGGUAUCUCCACCUGGGGAGGUUUCUCUUUCAGACUACUUCUCUCUGCUGUCAGGCGGCUUCCCCGCUUCCGCUCUCCCUUCCCCGGCACCCUCCGUGGCCAGCUCCAUGGCCUCCAGCUCUGGCUCUCUGCGCCACCGCCGGCCCCUCAUCAGCCCUGCCCGGCUCAACCUGAAAGGGCAGAAACUGCUGCUCUUCUCAGCCCCCGGGGAAGCGCCCAAUACCCCCAGCAGCUCGGAAGAGCACUCACCGCCCAGUGGCAGCCUCUUCGUUGAGCCUCCACAGCUCGCCCAGAGGACUCACGUGCGGGACACGAAGCACACCAUGGACAUGAGAUCGAUGCUGGUCAGAGACAGCGCCUGCAGCGGCCACUCCAUCAAGAAAGAGGAUGACUCGUCUCGGUCCUCCACGUGCGUGGUGGACACCACCACCAAAGGGUGCUCGGAGGAGACAGCUCCCUGGAAAGCUCGUGUUGGUCCCUCUCUGCUCCGGGGCCUCCUGGCUGUGAGCUUGGCCAUCAAUGCACUCUUCACCUCAGCCUACCUGUACCAGAGCCUGCGCUGACCACCUUGAGUGCCCGCCCUUCCCGAGGGCACUGCCCAGGUGCAUGCUGCUUCCACCACUGCCGCGCAGAUCCCUCCCUGAGGGGCUCUGUCUCCGCCUUGACACCAGGGCCCUUGACCCCCGGGGUUGAGUCCCUGACCUCAGGAUACCUGCUGUCCCCACGACAGACUGCAGACCUCCGCUGUGUUUGGUGCUGACACUGACCCUGAAGCCGGGGGUUUCUGACAUCUGCCCGCCCCAGGGGCACCAGUGCUACUGCGGCUGCAGCAGGCCAGGCUGCCUGUGCCCUCCUGCUGCUGCCCACUCAGUCACAUCUUCCUCUCUACUCAGACACCAGGGGUCUGCCUCAGAGCCCCGCCCAAACCCACAUGAAGAAGGCCCCUGGGAGAAGCAUGUGGAGCCUGAAUCACUUCCUCCUUACACCUGCCCACUCCAGAGAGCAAGCCUCUCCCCAGAGCAGGCACCUGGAGCCCACCUUGCCCUGACUCGGCCCCAGGCGGGGCUGAGCAGGUGGGGAGCC
Messenger RNA from Peromyscus eremicus (cactus mouse), 2596 nucleotides. RefSeq names its product transmembrane protein 201 (gene Tmem201). Lineage: Eukaryota; Metazoa; Chordata; Mammalia; Rodentia; Cricetidae. The coding region runs from base 82 to 2076 and encodes 664 amino acids. Gene Ontology annotation, molecular function: actin filament binding; lamin binding. The transcript has 11 exons. Gene Ontology annotation, biological process: nuclear migration along microtubule. Gene Ontology annotation, cellular component: nuclear inner membrane. The record is from RefSeq and is a predicted model, not a curated record.